This is a messenger RNA of Cottoperca gobio, 2356 nucleotides long. It is a transcript of the gene snx8a, whose product is annotated as sorting nexin 8a. The transcript is spliced from 14 exons. Gene Ontology annotation, biological process: early endosome to Golgi transport; intracellular protein transport. The record is from RefSeq and is a predicted model, not a curated record. The coding region runs from base 247 to 1797 and encodes 516 amino acids. Gene Ontology annotation, cellular component: early endosome membrane. Gene Ontology annotation, molecular function: phosphatidylinositol binding. NCBI's taxonomy places the organism in Eukaryota, Metazoa, Chordata, Actinopteri, Perciformes, Bovichtidae.
AUUAAGUUGCACAAGUGAAACCAAGAGAUCACAGGACUUAAGACAAUAUUGCACAGAUUGUUUGGUGAAAUGUAGACUGCAUAUACAGAGCUGCUGAUUGAGCUGCUUUAAAAAUAAAAACAACCACCGGUGCUUUUUUCUCUCCUUUAAAAACUUAAAGGUUCAGAUUCCUGCAGAACAUGAUAUACUCAUUAGCUGCCAGAAAUCACAUGGAGGUGCUCUUGCGCUCACAUGACAGGCUGAACCAUGGCAGGAGAGAUCAAUGAAGGCUCAGUUCCUGCCUAUUACAGGGAAGUAUAUGAGGCCAUCUGCUGUAGGACAGAUGAGAGAGUGCAGGUUGAAGUUUUUCAGCGGUUGCUCCAAAGGACAGAUAUCUCCCAGACGGUUUUAGUCCAGAUUGCCGAGCAUGUUGACUCUACAGGUGGAUUCCUGAGCAAGUUGUCACUCUAUAAAGCGCUCGCGUUGAUUGCUCUCGCUCAGCAAGGAAAGCAACCAAGCCCCAAACUCUUGGAGAACUGCAUACGAGAGUUGCCGACGCCUCAGCUCGGGGAGCCGAGGGACCUGAACGCAUUGAGGAUGCAGCCGGCUCAGGAGGACGUUCUGACGAUGUCUCAGACGCUGGACAAACUGCUGAUCAGAGACACAGUCCAGGUGGAGCUCAUACCUGAGAAGAAGGGCUUGUUCCUCAAACAUGUGGAGUACCAGGUCACCAGCCAGCAUUAUAAAAUAUCAGUUUACCGUCGCUAUAGUGAUUUUGAUGUCUUCCACGAGGUUUUGCUUCAGAGAUUUGCCUACAGAGUGGUGCCGGCACUGCCGCCUAAAAGAAUGUUAAAGGGAGUCCUGACCUCCGUCUCUGAGCGGGAGUUCAUUGAAGGCCGGAGACGUGCUCUUGGCAGAUUCAUUAACCUGGUGGCACGGCAUCCCUUCUUCUCAGAGGACGAGCUGGUCAAGACCUUCCUCACAUGCAGUGGCUCCGAUGUUCAGACGAAGCUGCGUGACACUUACAAGAGAACGGGCGAUGAGUUCAUGACCAACAGAAUUGCAACCCAGGCGAAGGAAUAUCUCCCCGCUGACAUUCAGGCCCAGUUCUCAACAAGCCGAGAGCUGAUUAGAAAUAUUCACAACAGCUUCCAGAAGCUGCGUGACAGAGCUGAGAAGAUGGCGGAGCGCUCUAAGGAGAAUGCUACUGAUCUUCUCAUGUUUGGCAGAGAGCUCAGUACACUGGGCUCAGAUGCUUCAUCUCUUCCCUCCUUGGCUGCUUCACAAGGCACCUGGGGGACCCUGCGUCAGUCUCUGAAGAGUCUGUCUGUGGAGUUCGCCGUGCUAUCUGACAAAGCUGCUCAGCAGGGCAGACGGGAAGAGGAUGAUGUUGUGGAAAAACUGAAUCUUUUCCUGGAUUUACUGCAAUCGUACAGAGAUCUCUGUGAGCGCCAUGAGAAAGGCGUGCUGCACGAGCACCAGAGAGCGCUGCACAAGUACGGCAUGAUGAAGAGGCAAAUGAUGAGCGCCACGGUGCAGCCCAAAGAGCAGGCGUCUGUGGAGCAGCUGGAGUCACGAAUUGUUCAGCAAGAAAACGCCAUUCAGACCAUGGAGCUGCGUAACUACUUCUCCCUGUUCUGCCUUCAUCAAGAGACGCAGCUCAUCUUCAUCUACCUUCCCAUCACUUCUCACAUUCUGGGGGCUUUCGUUAACUCCCAAGUCCAAGGACACCGAGAGAUGGGAGCGGUGUGGAAUGAACUCCAACCAAAGCUGGGAUGUCUCUUCGGGGGUAAGAACGGAUCGAAGCCCCCCAUCUAAAAAAAUGCAAAUGUGAGAGAAACACUGCCGCCGCCGCAAACUGGAAAAUAACUUUCUCUGUGAGCUCGAGAAACGUCUUCUACUACACAGUAUACACUCCAUUCAAUAAAAGUAUAUGUAUAUGUAUAUUGUUUUGUUAAUGCAACUUCUCAGCUUGUUUGUGGAUUUGAAUACUGUGGACUCAUAAAUCUGACAUUUGAUGCUCUGCAUGACGAGAUGUUAUUUUACAAGGGACCAGUCAACAUGUCACACAUUAUACUCAUUCCAACUCAUUAGAGCACCUGUUUAUAAUUUAACCUUAAGUUUUAUACACUAAAAUAAUUGAGAGGGACAGAAGGUUUUACUUUAUUAAAGGAUGAGGUUAUUUUAAAUCUCCAGUCAUGACGGUUUUACUCACUGAAUAACUUCAGACUAAUGUAUAUUCUAUAUAUAUAUAUAUAUAGUAUGUAUGCGUAGCAGCGUACUUUAUAUUUUUUAUGGACGAGUUUGCUGUUUCUCUUUUGGUGUUUACUUAUAAGUGGAGCCAAUAAAAGUAAAACUCUGAGAGACUAAGUUUUAU